AUGCCCCGCCUCUGCGCUCACGGGGGCAUGUACGCCAUUCUGUCGAUCGGGAGGCAGUUCAGAAUCUUCUCCAUUCUGAUACUCACAGCGGUGUUCCUCGGCUACCCGCGUGUCUUCCGGGGGCGUAUAAGUAGACUGUCGAUCAGUGGUCAUACUCCAUUCACUACGUCUCCCACCUCGUCGCCUCGCCACCUGAGAUCGAAGACGGGGCGGCUUCGGUGGAAGACUGUUCUGGACGCCCUCUCCCGUCAGGGAGAGGCCCAGAGCGUAACCCUGUCCCCUCCAUCGCCUGAUGUAGCACAGAACCUGGCAAGCCAUGGCCGCUUUCGCCGCUUCGCUCGUAAGGCGCUCAAGCCACUGCGUCCCGGCGCCCCCACGCGCACCCUUGCUGCAAACACGCUGCGAAUCAGCCUGGAGACCUUGAAGGAGGCGUCUCCUGCGUUUCCGCCCCUACAAGGCGCCGUCGGCGGACUUCUAAAGCUGAUGAGCCACUACGAGACCAUGGCACAGAACACGCUGGACCGACAGAAGCUCUAUGAUCGUAUCGGCGUGGUAAAAGGGAGCUUGGAAGCUGCCUGCAAUAUCUUGCAGAACUGCGCCGAAGACGCUGACGAGCGACGUCAAGUGCCAUUGACUGCGAGCCUGAAGGCUCUUGCCGAGUCUAUACAGGCUAUAAUCGAUGUGCUUCCUCCGGCUCAUCGCCAAGGGCGACUGAAGCGCUUCCUUCUGGCGCGCGAUCAUAGGUCUCAGAUAAUGGAUCUACUUGCGCGUCUGUCUGAGGUAGACGAUGACUUUCGCAGAUCGUUGGAGAUUGAUACCAAUGGUCAUGUCCAGUCCGUGACUCUUCGGACCGACAGUCACGUCAACGAGGUUCACUCCCUUGGACUUGAGGUUAGCCGCCGUAUCGAUCUCAUCGGGUCUCUCGCUCUCGAUAUCAACCAUCGUGUUGGCGAACUCGAGCUCACCCUUACCCGCCUUACGGUCAACGCCAAUCGUCGCGCCUCUCUCAAGCCUGGUGCAGCGAUCCGCUUCUCUGCUCUUACUCUUCCCAGUCUCAACGGUUUAUUUGCGGUGGCCCGCUCGUGA
Peniophora sp. CBMAI 1063 is the source of this 1086-nucleotide messenger RNA. NCBI's taxonomy places the organism in Eukaryota, Fungi, Basidiomycota, Agaricomycetes, Russulales, Peniophoraceae. The record is from the annotation of a GenBank genome assembly.